This is a messenger RNA of Racocetra persica, 342 nucleotides long. NCBI's taxonomy places the organism in Eukaryota, Fungi, Glomeromycota, Glomeromycetes, Diversisporales, Gigasporaceae. The record is from the annotation of a GenBank genome assembly.
GAUGGAAAGCAACAAUACAAACUCCCGGGAUUAUUGAUCAUUGAUACUCCUGGUCACGAGUCUUUCACUAAUUUACGUUCAAGAGGAUCUUCAUUAUGUAAUAUUGCCAUACUGGUAGUUGAUAUUAUGCAUGGGUUAGAACCGCAAACAUUAGAAUCUUUAAGAUUACUGCGAGAUCGUAAAACUCCAUUCAUUGUAGCUCUUAAUAAGGUCGACCGUAUAUAUGAUUGGAAACCUAUAGCAGAUAAUGCUUUUCAGGAUUCCCUUGAGAAACAAAGUGAAUCUGCUAAACGUGAAUUUAUGGACCGAGUUGAAAAAACUAUCCUAGCUUUUUCAGAACAG